AUGGGAGAAUCCACAUUCCAUGCGACGCAUUAUGAUAUCCUCGAACUACCGUAUCCUCCAACCCUCGUGCAAAAAGCCGAGUUGAAAGGUGCUUACCACCGUGCUUUAUUGAAGCACCAUCCGGACAAAUCUAGCUCUUCGACUCCCUCACGAGAUACUACGCCUUUACAAAUCACCGCUUCUCGUCCGGGAGCCUCCCAGGCCUUCACGGUCGAUCAAAUUACCGCAGCGUAUAAAGUGCUGUCUGAUCCGCGCGCAAGAAUCGAAUAUGACCGCUCGCUGGUAUGCCUCUCCAGCGCUGAUGGCGGGGGCGCCAAGCACUCCGGAAAGAAAGAAGGCCAGCCAUUUCACACUGGUUUAGAGGUGUUUGAUUUGGAUGAUAUGCAGGCGGGACAGGAGCCAGAUGGUGCUGAGUUUUGGUAUCAGGGCUGUAGGUGCGGAGACCAAAAGGGCUUUCUGGUUUCUGAGGGAGAUCUGGAGAACGAAUUGGAGAGAGGGGAGAUAAUGGUUGGGUGUCAGGGAUGUAGCCUGUGGGCUAAGAUUCUGUUCGCGGUUGAUGAAGGCGGGCAAGAGGUCAAUCAAGUCGAGGAUGGGGUGGAUGGAAACUCCUGA
Uncinocarpus reesii 1704 is the source of this 612-nucleotide messenger RNA. RefSeq lists its product as uncharacterized. The record is from RefSeq and is a predicted model, not a curated record. Lineage: Eukaryota; Fungi; Ascomycota; Eurotiomycetes; Onygenales; Onygenaceae. Gene Ontology annotation, biological process: protein histidyl modification to diphthamide. The coding region runs from base 1 to 612 and encodes 203 amino acids. The transcript has a single exon. Gene Ontology annotation, molecular function: metal ion binding.